AUGGAUGAAGACCUCGGACUCAGUGUAGAGAGAAACAUUGUACCUCGGAUCAAGCCAUUAUCCCCAAACCCAGUAGUACAAGCACCGACACCCAGCCCACCAACAAACUUAACCUUGUCAAUUUCUCCUCCCCCUCCUGACGUCGAAACAACCACGCCAUUAUCUCCACCAUCGCCAUCGUCAUCGCCAUCACCUCCACCUACACCACUACCCUCGCAACCACCACGCGCGCAAGUCGUUCCCAGGAACAUUCGUGAAGAACCGCCGGCUCGUGCGGCAUCCGCCGUCACCACGUCAACAAAGCCAAAAAAGAAGCGGAAGAAAGCGAGGGACGAGAUCGAUGAUAUUUUUGGCUAG
Rhizoctonia solani is the source of this 357-nucleotide messenger RNA. RefSeq lists its product as uncharacterized. Bases 1 to 357 code for a protein of 118 amino acids. The record is from RefSeq and is a predicted model, not a curated record. The transcript has a single exon. NCBI's taxonomy places the organism in Eukaryota, Fungi, Basidiomycota, Agaricomycetes, Cantharellales, Ceratobasidiaceae.